This is a messenger RNA of Temnothorax curvispinosus, 1199 nucleotides long. RefSeq names its product odorant receptor 13a-like. Lineage: Eukaryota; Metazoa; Arthropoda; Insecta; Hymenoptera; Formicidae. Gene Ontology annotation, molecular function: odorant binding; olfactory receptor activity. Gene Ontology annotation, cellular component: plasma membrane. The transcript has 6 exons. The coding region runs from base 14 to 1165 and encodes 383 amino acids. Gene Ontology annotation, biological process: detection of chemical stimulus involved in sensory perception of smell; sensory perception of smell. The record is from RefSeq and is a predicted model, not a curated record.
UAAUAACAAAAAUAUGAAAGUAGGGAAUGCAGUUAGCCAAGUAAUAGAAAUUUGUCUACGAAUGUUUGGUAUCUGGCCGAAUACAUCGUGCGUUUUAUUACGUAGAGUGUUCUGGGCCGUUACGGUCUUAAUCGAGCAAGCCUUUCAGUAUCGAUAUAUCGUAAUGCAUUUCAAUUUGAUCGAGCUUUCUGAGAUGAUGGACACUUUGAGUACAACAAUGGCGUACACGAUAUUAUUAUGUAAACUCGUUAUUUUUUGGUAUAAACAGCGAACGUUCAACAAGAUAUUAACGAUGAUGGCGAUCGACUGGGAAAAAUGUUCCAAGACGAAAUUCGCGACGACCAGCAAUGUCAAACAGUCGCACCGCUUCGCUAACAUAACGGUGAUUCUUUAUUCGACGUCUAUAAUUUUUUUUAGCAGCAACGUUUUUAUACAGAACGCGGAUGAUGGCAUAACCUUCAACGAUUCCACACGAUUACUCAUUCUAGAGAUGGAUUUGCCAUUUGACGCUAAUCGGAGAUUCGUAUAUGAAUCAGUCAUAAUUAUUCAAUUUGUUUAUUUGCUGAUAUGUGCUAACGCAAUGGGUUUAUUAAAUGCUCUACUCAUAAAUUUGAUAUUGCAUAUAAGCGGUCAAAUAGAUAUUCUUCGUAAAAGUGUAAUGGGAAUUUUUCCAAAAGAAGGAAAUCACAGCCCGAGUCGUUUUAUGAUAAAGGAAAUAAUUCAAAAACACCAGAAAAUUAUCACUUUUUCAGAGCAUAUGGAAGAUUUGUAUUCGUAUAUCGCGAUUGUGCUGUUUGUAACGAAUACGUUGAUUAUCUGCUGCUUGGGUUUUACAAUUGUCGCAUCGAUUGGUCGACCCAAUGCUUUACAAAGUAUACUAAAGACUCUCUCAUUUUAUUUUGUUACGAAUAUGGAGGCGUUCAUAUACUGUUUUGCUGGAGAAUACUUGAGCGCAAAGAGCAAAAGCAUUGGAGAUGCUGCGUACGAUUCUCUAUGGUACGAAUCAAAUUCUAAAGACAGUCGUAUUAUAUUGUUCUUAAUAAUGAGGUCGCAAAAUCAAUUAACUAUUACAAUUGGAAAGAUAAUGAAUUUGUCUCUAGAACAAUUUAGCAGUAUUCAAAAAGCUUCGGCCUCCUACAUGUCAGUUCUAUUUGCAAUGUAUUGAAGUGAAACUACUUUCUGUUUACAUCGAAUUUUUA